Penicillium bovifimosum is the source of this 1566-nucleotide messenger RNA. Its product is annotated as glycosyltransferase family 69 protein. Bases 1 to 1566 code for a protein of 521 amino acids. Lineage: Eukaryota; Fungi; Ascomycota; Eurotiomycetes; Eurotiales; Aspergillaceae. The transcript has a single exon. The record is from RefSeq and is a predicted model, not a curated record.
AUGACUGCGCGAUUGCUUCAUCCCGAUGAGUGGGAACUGGCCUCACGAUCAUCAGUGGACUCUCAGGGGACGUUCAACCUCGACGAGGACGAUUUCGAAUCCCAGAUCCCUACAUCCGCGAAAUUCGGCCAACGUCGACUGCCUUGGCUAUCCCGAAUCUAUACUGCCGCGUCAGCGGGUUAUCGCCGCUUGAAUAAUAAGUCUAGACCGGCCCUCGCAGGGACUCCACGACCGAGCUGCUCUCGACGUUUCAUCAUCCGCCGCUUUUGCUACAUCCACGUCCUUGCCGGCAUCAUUUUUACUCUAGUACUGCUCACCUCCAUGUUCUUCCCGUCCUAUACCCACCUGCCGGCGCAUUACUCAGCAUUCCGCGAAUCGGUGCUCGAGAGCUCGUAUCCUGGACGAGGCAAUCCUCGCCAGGAGAAAGUCUUCAUCGCAGCAAGUCUAUAUGACAGCGGGGGCAAACUCGCCCAGGGGCAAUGGGGAACACAGCUUCUGCAGCUGAUUGACCUGCUCGGGCCUGACAAUGUAUUCCUGAGCAUCUAUGAGAAUGACAGCGGCGAGGAGGGAGAGCGUGCGCUGCGCGCAUUAGAGGAACAAGUGCCAUGCCAGAAGUCUAUCGUCAUCGAUAAGCAUUUGGAUCCGAAGAGUAUCCCCACCGUAACCAUUCCCGGCGGAAGCAAGCGCGUCAAGCGCAUUGAAUAUCUGGCCCAGGUACGGAACCGAGCGCUGCAGCCAUUGACGGACCACCCGGAUAUGAAAUUCGACAAACUCCUCUAUCUGAACGACAUCCUAUUCCAUCCUAUGGAGACCCUCCACCUCCUUUUCUCCACCAACGCCAAUGCGGACGGCGUUGCGCAAUACCGCGCAGCCUGUGCCGUCGACUUCGACAAUCCCAUCAAAUUCUACGACACAUAUGCGACCCGUGAUCUGGAAGGAUACAGCAUGGGUCUUCCCUUCUAUCCAUGGUUCACCACAUCCGGCAAAGGCGAAAGCCGAAGCGAUGUGCUGGCCGGGAAAGACGCUGUGCGAGUGCGCAGCUGCUGGGGUGGAAUGGUGGCCUUCGAUGCCAAAUACUUCCAAGCCAGUGUGCCACCUACGAGUCCUAAUCCGGUCCGCUUCCGUGCCGGGAAGGAUCUCUUCUGGGAGGCAUCUGAAUGCUGUCUCAUUCACGCGGACAUCCAAGACCGGCAAACUAAACCCGACGAGAUCACCGAUACAGGCAUCUACAUGAACCCGUUCGUACGGACCGCUUAUGACCACCGCACUCUCUCGUGGUUAGGUAUUACCCGACGCUUUGAGGGGUUGUACUCGUUCCUGCACAAUUUGGGCAAUCACCUCGUUGGUCUGCCUUGGCACAACCCCCGUCGUGCGGAAAUUCCUGGUCAAACUGUGCAGGAGAAGGUGUGGGUUUCAGAUGGUACGAAGGAGGGUGGUGGCUCUUUCCAGGUCGUUGACCGGAUCGCGGGCAAUGAUGGUUAUUGUGGCCGUCGUGGCCUUCAGGUCAUUGUUGAAGACCGCAAGCCUGGACAGAAAGGAUUUGAGAAUAUUCCUGUUCCGUCAUAA